Molecule: messenger RNA, 1101 nt
Organism: Glarea lozoyensis ATCC 20868
Lineage: Eukaryota; Fungi; Ascomycota; Leotiomycetes; Helotiales; Helotiaceae
Product: CCCH zinc finger
Exons: 2
Coding region: 1-1101 (366 amino acids)
Biological process (GO): cytoplasmic translation
Cellular component (GO): cytosol
Molecular function (GO): metal ion binding; mRNA binding
Source: RefSeq, a predicted model, not a curated record
AUGCCUCCAAAGAAGCAGCCGCAGAAGGAAGGCGGGGGCAAGAAGCCCUCCGCAACCAAGAUUGUGGAGGAUAGAACAUUCGGGAUGAAGAACAAGAAGGGUGCGCAGAUGCAGAGGCAAAUUGCCCAGAUGACACAAUCUGCGAAAGCUGGAGGAACACCCGAAGAAAAGAAGAAGGCCGCCGAAAAGGCCCAGCGAGAGAAAGAAAAGGUGGCGUCAGAAGCUGCAGCAAAAGAGGCGGCAGAACUAUUUAAACCUGUCCAGGUGCAAAAGGUCCCAUUCGGCGUGGAUCCAAAGACCGUCCUGUGCCAGUUUUACAAAAAGGGCCAUUGUGAAAAAGGACGAAAGUGCAAGUUUUCACACGAUUUAAAUAUCGAACGGAAAGCACAGAAAAAAGAUCUUUACCAAGAUACUCGAGAGGAAGAAGAGGAGACCAAGAAGAAAGAGACGUCGGACGAUUGGGAUGAAGAGAAGCUACGGAGUGUAGUAUUGUCCAAGAAGGGUAAUCAAAAGACUACCACAGAUAAAGUCUGCAAAUUCUUUAUCGAUGCUGUUGAAGAGGGAAAGUAUGGUUGGUUCUGGACAUGCCCGAAUGGAGGGGAUAAGUGCAUGUAUCAGCAUAAGCUGCCACCUGGGUUUAUUUUGAAGACCAAGGAGCAACGUGCUGCAGAAAAAGCACUUCUGGAUAAGUCGCCACUCAAAACACUCACACUCGAGGAUUUCCUGGAAUCGGAACGACAUAAGCUUACAGGAACACUUACCCCUGUUACCCCAGAAACAUUUGCCAAAUGGAAAGCGGAACGAAUGGAUAAGAAACAAGCUGAGCAACAAGCCCAGGCCGCUAAGGAAGCGACAGGUCGUGCUUUGUUUGAAAAAGGAGACUGGAACGCCAGUGGUGAUGAAGAUGAAGACGACGAUGGAGAUGAAUCAGAUGAUGAUUUGGAGAAGUUGCGACAGGAAACAGAGGCACUUCGAGCGAAGAAAGAGGCCGAGCGACUUGCUGGAUAUGGUCACGCCUACACAACGAAUGGGGAUAACGGGGUCCUCGGAAGUGUUGAACCAGAUAUCCAUGGUGCAGAUGAUGAGAGUGGCCCAUCUUAA